Molecule: messenger RNA, 1015 nt
Organism: Aethalodelphis obliquidens (Pacific white-sided dolphin)
Lineage: Eukaryota; Metazoa; Chordata; Mammalia; Artiodactyla; Delphinidae
Gene: TP53RK
Product: TP53 regulating kinase
Exons: 2
Coding region: 21-782 (253 amino acids)
Biological process (GO): protein phosphorylation
Cellular component (GO): cytosol; nucleus; EKC/KEOPS complex
Molecular function (GO): protein serine/threonine kinase activity; ATP binding
Source: RefSeq, a predicted model, not a curated record
GGCUAUGUGGAGGCGCAAACAUGGCGGAGGAAAGUCGUGUUGACAGUGAGCUGAACGAGGGGCUGGCGCCCGCGGCCGAAGCACUGGUAGCGGCCCGGGAGCGGUGCAGACGCUUCUUAAGCGGCCUAGAGCUGGUGAAGCAGGGCGCCGAGGCGCGCGUGUUCCGCGGCCGCUUCCAGGGCCGCGCGGCCGUGGUGAAGUACCGCUUCCCCAAGGGCUACCGACACCCGGCGCUGGAGGCGCGGCUCGGCCGGCGACGGACGGUGCAGGAGGCCCGGGCGCUGCUCCGCUGUCGCCGCGCAGGAAUAUGUGCCCCGGUUGUCUUUUUUGUGGACCAUGCUUCCAACUGCUUAUUCAUGGAAGAAAUUGAAGACUCAGUGACUGUUCGAGAUUAUAUCGAAUCCACUAUGGAGACUGAAAAAUCUCCCCAAAGUCUCUUUGGCUUAGCCAAGGCAAUCGGACAGGUUUUGGCUCGAAUGCACGAUGAAGACGUCAUUCAUGGUGAUCUCACCACGUCCAACAUGCUCCUGAAACCUCCCCUGGAACAGCUGAACAUCGUGCUCAUAGACUUUGGGCUGAGUUUCAUUUCAGCACUUCCGGAAGAUAAGGGAGUUGACCUGUACGUGCUAGAGAAAGCCUUCCUUAGUACCCAUCCCAACACCGAGACUGUGUUUGAAGCCUUUCUGAAGAGCUACUCCGCUGCCUCCAAAAAGGCCAGGCCAGUGCUUAAAAAAUUAGAUGAGGUGCGCCUGAGAGGGAGAAAGAGGUCCAUGGUGGGGUAGAAGAAUUCUGUGACGACCACAGACGGUUAAGCUGUUCACAGUAACUUUGAAGGAAUGCUAUGAAUAUGAGAUUCGACCUAAAUAAAGGUGGUGGGAUAUUUUUAGGUGCCGUCUGUGAUCAUGCUUCUUAGGCAUUAUCAUCUGCGGUUGACUGUUCUCAAGAGCUUCCUCUGUACAUAAGACAUGUCUGGCAGAACUGGGCAUUCAGAACAAAUCUCAGGCUUUCUCUGCAA